GGGGGGGGGGGUCGGUGCCUCGCGGGGGCUUUGUUCUGUCCCGAGUGGAGACGCACCGCCAGCCCGCUGCGGACGUCGACCGGGGCCGGGCCGGUGGACUGAAUGACCGGCUGGUGAGUUCCGCGCGGAGUGGAGGAAGCCGUGGGAACCAACCAUGGACGUGACUCUGUCCGAGUUACUGGCCGCUUUCAUGGAGUCGCCGCUGGUGGUGUGGGUGCGGAUGCUGGGCCCGUUGGGUUCAUGUGACGACGUGGGCUCCGAGGAACGGGUCAGCAUGUUCAUGGAGCUGGUUGACGGCGUCUUCCUGCACAAGAUCAUGACACACAUUGACCCCAGUCCCAGUAAUCAGAGGCUGAACAAGAAUGUGAACAAUGAUGUGUCGCUUCGCCUCCACAACCUGACCGUUCUCACCAGACAAAUCAGGACGUACUACCAGGAGAACUUGCAGCAGCUCGUAGUCAUGCCCCUUCCCAACAUACUCUGCAUCGCCAAGGAUCCAAUAUCAGCCAAGAGCAUGGAGGAACUGAAAAGACUUUUGUUGCUGAUAUUAGGCUGUGCUGUUCAGUGUGAGCGUAAAGAGGAGAUGAUAGAGAAGAUCAAGCUGCUGGACAUUGAGACCCAGGCUGCCAUUGUCUCUCACAUCCAGGAGGUCACCCAUAACCAGCUGAACGUCCUAGACCUCUCCUGGCUGGAAGACGGAGCAGAGCUGGUGCAUGAAGAGCUGGAGCCUCUGUCACGUAACAUGGCUUCAUCUCUACGGCAACUGAUCGACCAAAGAGAUAAAGCCUGUGAGGUGAUUUUGGAUCUGACCCAGGAGAGGGAUUACCUGUUCAGUCAGCAGCCCCAGGACGGCUGCAGGAACCUGGGCAUGGGCAGCCCGCAGCGAGGGCAGUGCUCCGGAGGUGUGGGGGUGUCUGGGCUGACCAAAGAAGAGAAACAGCAUCUGUCUGUGGAGCUCGCUGAUACCAAGGCCAAGCUGCGCAAGUACAGACAAGAACUGGAGGAGAAAACAGAGCAACUGAUGGAUUCAAAACAUGAAGUGGAGCGUCUGGAUCAGGAGUUACAGCGACUGAAACAAGAGAACCAGUCGCUGUCUUGUGAGGCCCGUUCGGCCCGGGUGUACCGGGACGAGGUGGACUCGCUGAGGGACCGAGCUUCCAGGGUGGACCGACUGGAGACCGAACUGACCCGGUGUAAAGAAAAACUCAACGAUGUUCACUUCUACAAGACCAGAGUGGAGGAGCUUCGUGGGGACAACAUGACUCUGAUGGAGACAAAGAUGUUGCUGGAAGAGCAGCUGUCAGCCACUAGGGGGCGCUUUGAAAAACUCCACACAUUGGAGAAAGACAACCUGUUACUACGAGCUAAGAUACACGACCUGGAAAUGGAGAGGGACAAUGAGCGUCAGAGGCUGGAGGAGCUGGUGGAGGAGAACAUGCUGCUGGAGAUUGGACAGAAACAGAGUAUGAACGAAUCAGCUCAUCUCGGCUGGGAGCUGGAGCAGCUGGCCAAGAACCAUGACAACACUAACACAGAGACUCGUAAGUCAUUGGUCCACGAGCUGAAUGAGUGCGUUUCCAGUCGAGCGCUUAAGCUGGAGAAGGAAAACCGGGAGCUCCAGGCUUCUAUAGAGAGACUGAAAGAAGAGAACCACGUCAUGCAGGAGCAGCAGCUCCACACCCAGGAGCUGGACAGGGAGAACCAGAGUCUCAGCAAGAAGUUGGAGCGUCUCCAGGGCCUGUUGGACCAGGAGAGACUGACCAAUCAGGACAUGGAAUCUCUGGGAGAGGAAAUCUUGAAGGAAAAGCAGAGUCUGGAGAGAGAAAUGCAUGGUCUGAGGGCAGAGAAGGAUCGACAGAUCUCAGAGUUGGAGAGUGAGAAGCAGCACCUGUCUGAUGUGGUGGUGUCCCUCCAGGAGCGCGCCCAGUCUAACAGCAAGGCGAGGGUCCGAGAGGUGGAAACAGAGAACCGUUUACUGCACCAGAACAUCACCGACACCAGCUCCCGAUUGGCCAGCUUGGAAAGUCAACUCAAAGUAUCCAGUGAGGAGGCAGACAGGCUGAGGGAGAGGGCAGGGCGGUGCGAGGAGGUGGAGAGAGAGGCGGCGAGGCUGGAACGGAGCCGGGACACACUGAACAGAGAGGUGGUGUCUCUGCGUACAUGCAGCGAGCGGUCAGAGGCUCUGGAGAAGCAGGUGUCCACCCUGGAGCAGGAGGUGCACCGGCUGAAGCGGGAGGCAGAGGAGGCUCAGCAACAGCUGCAGCAACUGGGGAGGCAAGAGGCGGAGAACGGCCUGCUGUCAAAGGAGAACCUGGACCUCCGCUGCUCAGUGGAAAACCUGCGCUCCUCGUCCGCUCGCCUAGCCACCCUACAGGAGGAGCAUAAGGAGGCGCAGAAAGAGAAACAGGAGCUGAAGAGGAGAGUGGAAGAGGUCAGAGAGGAGGCACAGGCAGAAAGGAAGAGGGCAGAAAGGCUGGAGUUGAACAUUGCAACUCUGAAUCAGGAGAAGCAUCGCUUAGCAGAGGAAAUAGAGAGGAGUAAAGAGGAGAGGGAAGAGGUAGAGAGAGAGACGCGGGAGACGCACAACAGAGAGGAGGAAUGGAGGAGGGAGGUGGAAGACCUGAAGGAGGAGCGGAAAAGGAGGGAGGAAGGAGACAAGGAGAAGAGGAAGCUCCAACUGGACCUGGAGCAGUCGGAGAAGGGCAGAAAGCACCUGGAAAAGGAGAGCUUGAAGAUUCGAACGCUGCUGGAGGCGAAGGAGACAGAACUGGAGGAGAGGACCAGGCGACUGGGUAACGUGCAGAAGGAAGGCGGGGCUCUGAGUAAGGAGGUGGACAGGUUGAAGGAGGUGGCGGUGAAGGCCAAAGAGCUCGAGCGGGAGAAUAAGGAGCUGCAGAAACAGGCGACUAUUGACAAGAGAACUCUGGCUACCCUGAGAGAGGAGCUGGUGUCGGAGAAGCUGAGUGUUCAGCAGCAGAGUGUUGAGUUGGAGAGACUCAGUGAGGAACUGGAGAAGAUUGGACUGAACAGAGAAAAACUGCUGCAGCAGGAGCACACGCUGGAGGACAGCAGGUACAGGCUGCUGGAGUCUCGGCUUGAGGAAACUGUCCAACAGACGAUGAAGAUCAAGGAGGAGAAGAUUUCUAAUCUGGAAAAGAAGCUCCAGGAGAGCAACACACUGAACGCUACGCUGCGCGCUGAGCUCUCUCCUGCUCAUAAGACAGUGUCUGCCCGAAGUCAGGAACAGAGGGAGGAAGAAAACCAUCAGCGCUCAGGCUGCAACCGGGGUCAAGGGUCGGCCACUGCUGAGCUUCUCCGAAUCAAAGAUCAUCUUAUUGAUGUAGAAAAGAAUAAUGCCUCGCUGCAGACAGAGAGCAGUCUGUUAAAGGAGCAGCUCAAACAGCUGGACAACCAGAACACUUCUCUUAACAACCAGAUGGCAGCACUGCAGCGACACGCCACCACCCUGCAGGAACAGAAUUCAGCCUUACACACACAGACGGCAAAGCUGCAGGUGGAGAACUCCACGCUCUCCUCUCAGAGUGCGUCCCUCAUGGCCCAGAAUGCCGUGCUGCAGGGCCAAGUCACCGCCUUGGAGACAGAGGUGGAGUCGUGGCAGCGGCAGCGCGAGGAAGCGUGGCGCGGUCGAGAGAGUGUGCUCAGCGACCACGAGCGGCUGCUGAGUGUUCAUGAGAGGCAAGCGCACGAGUACGAGCAGCUGAUCAGUCAGCAUGCGGCGCUGAAAUGCAAACAGAGGGGGCUGGAGGGCGAACACAGGACGCUGCACAGCAAGUAUUGUGUUUUGCUGCAGCACAAGGAGAAAUGGGAGGAGCAGGAGGGGCGAGGUCAGAAAGAGAAGGAGGAACUGAAACAGGAGAUCCAGAAGACUCGGCUACUGCAGCAAGAGAAUCUGCAGCUGAAAACAGAAGUGGACAGAUUGACAGAGAGCCAGUCACAGCACUCGGAGAAGAGCGAAGGACUUCAGCAGCGUCUGAAUGAGCUCAAGAGCACAGUGAGCUCCGCCCAGCUGGAUGCGAGUAGAUGGAUGGCACGACACGAUUCACUGAUGGAGCAGCACCAGGGCCUGGAUUUGACCAUGACCAAACUGGACAACCACUGUGAGCUGCUGAGUCGACUAAAAGGGAACCUGGAAGAGGAGAACCACCACCUCCUGAGUCAGAUCAACCUGCUGAGUCAGCAGAACCACACUCUGCUGGAGAGGAGCAUGGAGAGCAAAGAGCUGUAUCACCAGGAGCAGAAACUCUACAUCGACAAGCUGAAUUCUCUUCGUCGACAAAAGGAGAAACUGGAGGAGAAGAUCAUGGACCAGUACAAGUUCUACGACCCGACGCCGAAAAAGAGGAGUCAGUGGUCUGGAGCCAAAGCUUUAGUCAAACUGAUCAAACCCCGAAAGGAGAGCAGCCGGGAGAGAGGGAGCGACCGAGACAAGGACGGGGGCAAGGAGAAGGAGAAGGAGCGAGCGAAGGUUGCCCCCGAUAUCCCUCUACCCGCCCUGCCCCCAAUCCUCCCCCCCGAGACACCGCCCCCUCUUCCCCAGCGGAUGGGAAGUGACUCGCAUGAUGGUGGCCAUGCUCACAGUAACCAUAACAACCACCCCACAAGCCCCAGCCUGGGGCCCCAGAGUCCGGCACCACUCACACCCAUCGGCCGAGGUUUGACCGACAGGGGCCAGGGAGUUUAUCGUAGCAGCACUCCAGGAGGCAGCAGCGAGAGUGUCAACGGAGAAGAUGGACACGGACAUGGUCAGACCCAUAAAGCUCUGAACUCCACUCCAAACCACCAGUCGUCCUUAUUGAGCCUGACCAACAGUUCCAGCUCCAGAAUGGGACAAGGCCCCGGCCGCAGGCCCAGAGGUCUGUUAUUUGACGAAGACUCUUCCCACAAUACCUCUGACUCCGUGUUUGGUCACCAUGGCAACAUGGGAGGUCGCCCAGGAUCUGCAGACUUCAGCCACAACACCUCCAGCUCCAACUCACCUGUCAAUUGCAGAGACUCGCUGGACUGUCAGGGUCGCUCAGCCAGCCUGUCAAGUGACGACGUCAUGGGUCUCAGCCGAUCACAGCAGACCCUGUCGCGUAGCUCCACCCUUCCGUACGACCACGCGCCCCAGAGGGCCCAACCUCAGCGCGGUGGCGUGGUCAGGACCAGGACUCGGCCAUCGUCACCUGGAAGUGAGAUGGUGACCCUGGAACAGUUUCUUCACGAGAGCAACGUGAAGUCACCACCUGUGGUCUCGACAGGAAGCAGGGAGGACUUGAUGACGGACUAUUUCACCAGAAGUCCCGCCCCAUCAGCGCCCACUAGCAGAGAUCACGUGACUCCCACCAGUUACGUCACGCCCACUGUACAGCAAUCCAACCAGAGGCCGGGCCAGAGCGUGAAGCCUUUGCCACGCCAACCUGUCGGCCAGUCCCCAUCCUCGGGCCCAGCCCUCAGCCAGAGAACCACCAAAUCGCUUAGCCGGGCGUUCAGCUUGGCCUCGGCUGAUUUGCUGCGCUCCAGUGGACCAGACAGUUUCCGUGGGAAUGAGGCUUCUCCUGGCCAAUCGGAUGUGGUGGUCCGACGACAGGGCGGGGGAUCAAACGGGAGAGAACGGCCACUCUCUGCCCGCCUGGCCGGUUCGACCAAUCAGCUUGGAGAUGGCAGCUUCCUGAACCCUCCCAUUCACCACUCGUCCUCUCUCAAUCUGCAGACGGAGAGAUACAACGAGCGAGAGAGAGAGCGAGGGAGGACGCCUACGUCCCGGAACAGCCCAACCUACCAUCACCGCGGCGAGGUCGCCAUGGUGACCCCCGUCAGGGCUGUACCUGCCACACAGGCCAAUGAUGCCUCUGAGCACCGGGAGGUGUUGAGGGAAGAACAGUCCGGCGACUCCUCCCACUUAAAGAAAGGUGAGGGAGCGGAAUGUGACAAUGUCGAGCGCCCAAAAAGCACACCGGCAUCCCCUGACCCCAACAAUGACCCCCAGACCGUGUGGUACGAGUACGGCUGUGUCUAAAGCCUGGAACCAAAUACUCUAAACUACAGUCUGCUGGGGCUAAAUGCUGGAACUGUGUGGACUGAGUCCAAACCCUCAGACACAUGUUAACAGUCUCUGGACUGAGGUCUUUGUAAUGUGGCUAAAUCUUAGAACUUUGAAGUCUGUGGUUCCACUGCGGCGUUGACCACUGGAAGUCUCUGGGUAGGGCUUUGUCACAUUUAAAAAACAUCUCAGCGUGAAGGACUUCAGUUUCUACUUCCUGGAACAAACCUGAAGAUAAACCAACCAAACCCGAUUCCGUUCACCACCCGGUAACACAGCCGAUUAAAAGAGUCCGUUUCCACUCGCUACCACCAUCUGGAGCCGAAUCUCUCUGAGUCAAUUGCCAUAUCCAUGGAUGGGUUUUUUUUAAGAUAUAGACAUGAACACCACAACACUAAAGUCUUUCCGCUGUUUUAUUAUCAGUGUGAUCAAGCAAACAGCCUCAGCCCAUAGGAUGGACAACAGAGCCACCGAAGGAGCCGAUUGUGUUUUUUAAAUGGUGUUACUGUUAUUGGCUGCGUGAAAGAUGAAUUGUGGAUGUUGUGACCACAUGUUGAACAAGAUGUAAAAUUUUAAAAGACUUUCUUGAAAUGGAGACGGAAACCGCAAGUGUGAGAAUCCACAACAUUUACAGCCGAGUUGUGGACCGCAACACUAGGAACGCGCUUGUCUAUGAGCUGGAACUCUUGGACUGCUGACCGACGCACAGUCUGGCCCUGCUGAUGUUAACCUGGCUGCCACCAAUGCGGCAGAAUGAACCCUCACUGAGAGUAACUGGACGAACAGAAGCACCAGAGCAACUGAAUGUAUCAGAUUGUGUAUUUUUUUUUUUUCAUGUCCUCUUCCUCCUCUCCUCCGCUGUGUAGAAACACUGGAAACAUCCAGAGAGCAAAUGGAGGGAUUAAAGCCAAGAGAUAGACGAAGCAAGUGGAGGAAAAGAGGGUGUAGAAAUGGAGGCUAGAAAAAAAAUGGAGGGAUGCUGGGAUGGACACGGAUGAAGGGACAGAUAUAGAGACGGAUGGAGUGAUGAGAGGAUGAAGAGAUAAACAAGACAAAGAUGGGAGAGCCCCACCCAGUGAAAUUACAGUCUUUCUCCCACCAUCUUUAGAUUCUGUCCCAGCAUGCAACACUCUGACACUUUACUGGAAAUGUUGCUCUGUCCGAGCCAACACUAGUUUUACACGCCGAACACACACACACACACACACACACACACACACACACACACACACACACACACACACACACACACACACACAGUAUAUAUAACGAUAUAUACAGGCAGGCAUUGUCCUUGUGGGAGUUGGUUGUGGCUUUUCUAACCAUUGGACUGGACUUAAUUCACACACACACAAACACACACACACACACACACACUGCAUGCUAACUUAGCUAAAGAGUUGCAGGCGCUGCACAGCAGAGACGGACUCACUGUGAUCUGUAGACUCGUGUUGCUCAUGCAAUGAAUUCACUUUUGCAACAGUUCAGAGUUUCACGAGAGAGGACCGAAGUGCGCGUUUGGCAGAUUGCACUGCGAGUGAACGUACCCGUUGCGUGAUGAGAACAAACUCAUCCAAGUGCGUCUGGUGAAUCUGUGACUUUGGUGCACAUUGGACUUUAAGCAUAUGCUGUGUUAUGUCAUGUUGACUAACAUAGCUACUUAGUUAGCAUCCCAUGAGCAGGAGUUGGUGAAGCAUUUCUUUUCUUCCCUAGGAGCUGGGUCGAGUUUGUCAACUGGCAAAGAAAUGAGUCCGCAUUUCAAUAUGAAGCAGCAAAUCUCCAAAUAUUCUCAAGUACAACUACACCAGCAUGAAGUGAUCAGUGUGUGAUUAUAUGUCUUUUCAAUGAUGUAUCGCUAUGGUCCAAGUUCACCUGCUCCAAAUAACUCCUCGACACCUUCGCUAUGACUCGGGGGGGGGGGGGGUUAGGCCCCGUGGUUACGCACAGCCGACCACGCCAGAGAAUGAAGGUGUCCGUUUUCGACACUGAAACCCUCCGUUGCGUCUCGUCCGUGUCUCGCGGCUACACAGUUUCCACAUUAUGAAGUUUUCACUAAACCACUUCAGUGUGACGUCGUCACCUUUUCUCAGAUGCAUCACUUCUCUUUUCUGACUGAAGGUCAAACACGAGUCACGUUGCCAUCACCAUUCAUGACAUUUGGGGGAGUUUUUACACGUGGUGAACAGAGAGAAGAAGAGGACGGAGGAAUGAAUCAAAGUGUUCCUCGGCGGUAAAUGAAAAAAGGAAAAAAAAGCAUCUCACGAUACUGACACUGAUCCACUGAUCCACUGACAUUUUGUCUGUACUGCUUUUAGUGAACACACAUCUGUCCUCCACUGCGGCGCAGAGAGGAGGACGAGGAGGAAGAUGUAAUACUGGAGUUGAGUCCAUCACUAACCUUUCCACUCACCCUCUGAACAAAAAAGCACACGACAAUAUGCAACGAGCUAAAUUAUUUUACCUGUAACAUUUGUACAUGAUGUUAGAUUUUAUAAAGUGGUCACAUGUCAGGAGACCAGCAAUACAUUUUGUAAAAUCUUUGCUGGAACUUGACCUCCAAAAUGUUUGUUGAUACCAAAACUAAUUCCUGUAAACUGGUAAAACUCUGUGAUUCCACAGUAAAACUUUGAUAGCUUUAGAUCAUUUUUUAGUUUUGAAUUCAUUUGGAAGUAGUAGCGAGAUGAAGUGACCUGAUGUGAAACACUGUAGGUUGUUGCUGUCUGUAAGUUUGUCUGUUAACCUGUUGUGGGAUGUUUCCCAAAGCCCUUCAGAACAUUUGUGUGUGUGAGAGUUUUCUAAUGUCAAAAUCUGGGGGAAAUGACUCACAGAAGCAAUUUUCUUUUGACUGAAACAACACCAUGGCCCACACUCGCUUCAUGCAGGUGUGAUUGCAUUAUUACCACGUCAUUGGUUUUCUGGAAGGUGUGUGUGUGUGUGUGUGUGUGUGUGUGUGUGUGUGUGUGUGUGUGUGUGUGUGUGUGUGUGUGUGUGUGCGUGUGUGCGCGUGCGUGCGCGCGCGCGCGCGUGCGCGUGUGCGUGCGCAUCUGCCUGCUUUGCUGACUCUACCUGUCCGCCUGCCUUAAUGUCCCAAAAAACGUGGCGUCUUCCUUCCACGAAAACCUCUGUGAUCACUGUCUCUUGGCUCCUGUGUCUUAGCACUGCUGUGCAAACUUUACUGAAGAAAAGAAAAGAAACAUAACUGGUAUAAAGGUCACACGAGGGAAGUGAAAGCAGAAGGUGAAGUGGAGCUGACGUCACAGACAUGUCCUGCUCUGACUGGAAUAACUGCUACUGUAACUGAGGAGGCUGGUGUCAUGACACCCAGAAGCUUUUCUUCCUUUUCUAAUAAAGAUUUCUGAAAUUGAA
This is a messenger RNA of Scophthalmus maximus (turbot), 9409 nucleotides long. RefSeq names its product coiled-coil domain containing 88C (gene ccdc88c). The transcript has 31 exons. NCBI's taxonomy places the organism in Eukaryota, Metazoa, Chordata, Actinopteri, Pleuronectiformes, Scophthalmidae. The coding region runs from base 155 to 6019 and encodes 1954 amino acids. Gene Ontology annotation, cellular component: centrosome; cytoplasm. The record is from RefSeq and is a predicted model, not a curated record. Gene Ontology annotation, biological process: cytoskeleton-dependent intracellular transport; cytoplasmic microtubule organization. Gene Ontology annotation, molecular function: dynein light intermediate chain binding; microtubule binding.